CGGGCUCCAACAUGGCAGAGCAGCCUCUCCUCUCCUCCCCUCAGCCUCUCCUCAGCCUCUGCCUCUGCAGUCGCGAGUAGAGGACUCCUCCUCAUCAUCUUCAUCACCAGACUGAUCAGACUGACUGACGGCUGUCAGACAACAGGCUUCAAGACAUGAUCACCAGCAGCAAUCUUUAUGGCCUAAAGAUGCAGUGGACCCCCGAGCACUCCCAGUGGGCAGAGCAGCACUUUGACAUCUCCUCCACCACGCGCUCCCCAGCCCACAAAGUGGAGGCUUACCGGGGGCCCUUCCAGCGCGCGUACCAGUACGCCUGGGCGAACGACGACAUCUCCGCCCUCACCGCCUCCAACCUGCUGAAGAAGUACGCCGAGAAGUACUCGGGGAUCCUGGAGGGCCCGGCCGAGAGGGGCCUGCUGUGCUCGUACUCAGAGAGCGUGAGCGGGAGCAGGUCAGACGAGUCGUGGCAGGAGGCCAUGUACCCCGUGACCUGUGCUCCAGACGGGGUCACUGUGAGCAAAGCUGGAAUGACAGCCGCCCCCCCCCCGACGGACGAGUGCUCCCCGGGGGGGGGCGGCCCUCCGUCCGAGGCCGGCUACUCCAGCGCCCCCUGCGGGGGGCUCCCCUCCCAGGAGUACUCCGCCGGCUACAGCGGGGGAUCCUACCUGCACUACGGCGGGGGGAGCCCGCCGUCCCCCUCCCCGCUGCCCCCCCCCUCCGCCCUGGGGCCCGGCUACUGCGCCGGCUCUCCCCUCUCCGCCUACAGCUAUCCCCCGGUGGGGUACCCCCAGGCCCCCGGCCCCGGCUACAGCCCCGGGGGGGCCUCUGCUUAUCUGCCGUCCGGCAUCGCGGCCCCCACCCCGCUGCCCCCCUCCAGCCUGCCCGGCUACACCUACCCGUCCCAUAACCACUCGCCGGUCGCCCCCACACCUCUGAGCGGGGGCGCGGCCAGCUCCUUAAAGAGGAAGGCGUUCUACAUGAGCGGGCCGGGAGACGUGGACCCCGGCUACGGCCACUGCCCCUUCAGCCAGCAGCGCUGCGCCCAGAGCCCCCUGUUCAGGACGGCAGACAGCAGCGCCUCCGCCUCCGCCCGGCCCGGCGGCUUUGAGAGGGGCGCCGAGGCGUCCUCCCUGGCCUUCAAGCCUUCCAAGCAGCCCAUCGGCGCCGAGCAGCAGCGGGAGUUCCCCCUCCCCUCCGGCCGGGGGUCCUCCCCGCCCUACGGGGCGACCGAAGGCCCCGCCGGCGAGCUCACACCGGAAGAAUCCUACGGAAAGUUUGGAGCGGCGGCGCUGAGCGAGCAGAGCGAGGAGCGCCGGCCGCCCCCGUCCCACGCCUCCCGCCACGCGGCCGCCGAGCAGCUGAAGUGCAGCGACGCCGGGCUGGUCGCCGUGGUGACCAGCGAGGUGCUGCAGCAGGGCCCCGGGGUGGACUGGGGCGACGUCGCGGGUCUGGACACGGCCAAGGCCGCCAUCAAGGACCAGGUCCUGUGGCCCGCUCUGCGGCCGGACCUGUUCAGCGGCCGGUCCCCGUUACCCCGCAGCCUGCUCCUGUUCGGGCCCCGGGGCACGGGCCGGAGCCUGCUGGCCCGCUGCAUGGCCCAGCAGCUGGGGGCCGUCUUCCUGCGGCUCAACGGCGCCGCCCUGGUGACCAAGUGGCUGGGCGAGGGGGACCAGAUCCUGCAGGCGUCCUUCCUGGUGGCGCGCUGUCGCCAGCCGGCGGUGGUCUUCAUCAGCGAGGUGGACCUGCUGCUCUGCGGCCCGCGGCCCGACGACGGCUCCCCGGGCCGGCUGCAGAGCGAGCUCCUCCUGCAGCUGGACGGCGUCCUGAGCUCGCCAGCGGACCGCGUCCUGGUGGUCUGCUCCUCCAACAAGCCGGAGCAGAUCCCAGAGUCCCUGAGGAGGUACUUCACCAGGCGCCUCCUCGUCCCGCUGCCCGACAGCGCAGCACGCCACCAGAUCAUCGGCCAGCUGCUGGCGCCCCACGGCUACUGCCUCAGCGAGGAGGAGCGGGCGCUGCUGGUCCAGAGGACCGAGGGCUUCUCGGGGCAGGACGUGGCCCAGCUGGGGCAGGAGGCCGUGCUGGGCUGUCUGCACGGCCUGCCGGCCUCCGACGCCUCCACGCUGCACCCCGGCCAGAUGAGGCCCGUUUCCUACCAAGACUUCGACAAUGUAUUUUGUAAAUUCCAACCGAGCGUAUCACAAAAAGACCUGGACAAGUACACCGAGUGGAACAAAGCGUUUGGCUGCAGUCAAUGAAACACCAGGAGACUAACAUGGCACAAUUUGUGUCGAUCGCUCCUAAAAUGACGGUUAGUGUUUUUUUGUUUGUGGAUUGUCAUUGAGAUAAGAAAAUUAUGAAUUUAUGACUCUGAAAGAAUCUUGUCUAAAAAAUCAGAGAGAAGGGCGUGUACUGGCACUGAGAUGAGCAUGACAGAUUCAAUUCUAUUAAGGUCAUGUUUU
Messenger RNA from Gadus morhua (Atlantic cod), 2459 nucleotides. It is a transcript of the gene fign, whose product is annotated as fidgetin. The coding region runs from base 156 to 2255 and encodes 699 amino acids. The transcript has 3 exons. Gene Ontology annotation, molecular function: microtubule severing ATPase activity; ATP hydrolysis activity; ATP binding. The record is from RefSeq and is a predicted model, not a curated record. Lineage: Eukaryota; Metazoa; Chordata; Actinopteri; Gadiformes; Gadidae.